UCACCCGAGAUGCCAUGGGAAAUUAUAUCGUCCCCCCGGCGGGAAAACCCCUGACGUCACUUGGUGAUCCAACCCCUGGGCCCGCGGAUUAUCUACCUUUGAUUAGUCAUAAGGCAUCACUUCCUCAUUACUCUAUUUCCGGAAAACAUAAAACAAGUAAAGACAGUGUAAAUCCCGGCCCCUCAGAUUUCUCAACCAGUGGGGACUUGAUUUGGAAAAAUAAAACAGUAACUUUCAAAGGAAGAAGUAAAUGUUCAUUUGAAGAAGAAGCUGAGAAGUACUGUACAGUUAUCGGACCAGCGAAGUACAACUCUAGCUAUCAGCAGUUUGGAAAUAAUUGUGGUCCAAAAUUUAGUAUUGCCCACAAGCAGCGUGCUGACGUCUAUACCGGUCCCCCAAAUAGCCAGGUACAACCUGUGGACUCACAAGGUUUUUCAACACCUGGGCCGAAUUACAGACCAAAUUCCUCUUACUUCGGUCGAGGUCCAAAGAAAUCAUUUGGAGUUGCAAGGACGAUAGUUUGGAAGUACUCACCGGGUCCCAGUGAUUACAUUCUAAAACCAAAGUCACGUGGUCCUUCCUAUUCCUUUGGUUGUAAGCUGCCGCCUCCUCCAAAUGUUCAACAAACCGUAAAUAAGGACAGCCCAGCGCCGAACACGUACGAUCUCUGUACUACUAUUGGUAGAGCCACGUCUGUUAUCAUAGCGAGCAGGAGGCAGGAGAAAGACAGAGACACAAGUGGACCAUCUCCUGCACGAUAUUACCUUCCGGAGUCCCUCAUCAGAGACCCAAAAGCUACAACCCUGGCAUACAAGUGGUUUGAUCCUGAAGGUACUGUAACGAAAUCCAUCCCGAUCAUGAGUGAAUGUGAUAUUUUAUAG
Molecule: messenger RNA, 881 nt
Organism: Saccostrea cuccullata (small rock oyster)
Lineage: Eukaryota; Metazoa; Mollusca; Bivalvia; Ostreida; Ostreidae
Exons: 8
Source: RefSeq, a predicted model, not a curated record